GUCUCUCACUCACCAUGAGCCGCGUGACUGUUGUGCUGUUGGCGUUGGCGAUUAUAAGUCUGUCGGCAGGGACCCCCGUGACACAAGAGAAGAGUCGCCGGUGUCCCAGGCAGGCGAAAUGCAAUCUUGCCGCCUACCGUCACCACCCCUGCUGCCAGUCACAACCCUCGCCGUACACUCCUCCCCAGCCUUUCCCCAACGCUCCCCGCGAGCUCUUACCCCACCCUCCUCUCCAGCCACUACCAAUACUUAAUCGGUGUCGCAGGGAUAUUAACUGUACCGCUCCACCUCCGCUUCCCUGUGGAUCUAACUGCAGUUUGAUUAUCCACCCACAAAAUCCAUGUUGCCAGCCACAACCCCUGCCAUAUCCCCCUCCCCAGCCCCUGCCAUAUCCCCCUCCCCAGCCCCUGCCAUAUCCCCCUCCCCAGCCCCUGCCAUAUCCCCCUCCCCAGCCUCUGCCAUUUCUCCCUCCUCAGCCCCCAUCUUAUCCCACUCCUCAGCUUCCAUCUUAUCCUCCUCCUCAGCCUCUACCUUAUCCUCUUCCUCAGCCUCUUCCUUACCCUCCUCCCCAAGAGCCACCACCGGCAUAUCCGUGUCCCUGGGAAGUUGACUGCACCUUGCCAAACAUUACUCCAAGUCCCUGUUGUCAGUCCCAGCCUCUUCCUUAUCCCCUCCCACAACCUCAGCCUUACCCUACUCCCCGACCUGAACCUUACCCUCAGCCGCAGCCUAUACCUUACCCUACCCAACAACCUCGGCCUUACCCUACUCCUCAGCCUCUUCCUUAUCCUCCUCCUCAGCCUCUACCUUACCCAGUCAGUAGGUGUCCCUUGGAGACUAACUGUAAUGCCUAUCCAAGCCCAGGAUGUUGCCUGUUCCAGCCGCAGCCACAGCCUAUAAUCGACACUCUCGCACCCCCUCCAGCAACAUGGAUCCCGCCGUACAUAGUCCCGAAAACAAAAGCAGGAUCCGUCACCAUCGAUGAUCCUGCGUUUGAAAACAUCACGGAUCCUGUUAUGGUUGUGGUGGCUCCUGUCGAAGCCGCCCAGCCAUGGUAUCCGCCGCCGAGACCGGUCGGAUGUGGAAUGAACAGGCCAUGUGGCAGGUGCCCUCCUCCGCCCCCUGUGCCGCCUCCAUGUCCUUACCAAGCAAACCAACGUGUCCGCCGCCGCGCGCAACGGCGGUGCCUUGUGGACGGCCACUGCCCGGAAGGAACCUCCUGCUGCCAAAGUGGAUGCAAUGCCAUGGGGAGCGUCUGUGUUCCCAGCACUCAGUCUCCGUCAGCAGACCCGCCUUCUAAUACGGUGAAGGUGAGUGUGGUGAUGACCUCCGCCAGCAAUCAAGCUCUCUGGUUCCUCAAGACCCAGAUGGCGCCGUUUGUACACGCCCUGCCGCACCUGCUGAACCUCGAACUCAUCCCGUACGGCAGCGUGACUGAGGACGGUGAGUGUCAGUUUGGUCUCGGGGACUGUAUGGGCAACUGGAUGGUGCUAUGUGCUGGGCAACACCUGUUUGACACCAGUGCUGCUCACCUGGCCUUCACCACCUGCCUCAUGGACAACACCGCCAUACUUCAAUCAGACAACUUCACUGCCAUCAUGGACGCCGCUGUGCAGUGCGCCGUGGAUGUUCCAGACAAGAUUGAUGACCUGUAUAACUGUGGGGUGAGCGAGGAGGGUUACCAGCUGUUCAGGGACGCUGGGCAGAGGCAGCGGGAGCUGGCAGCUAUCGUGACGGAGGUGCCGAUUGUGGCCCUCAAUGAGGUGGCGGUGGUGAGGCGCGGCAGCCAGAUGGGUCAGUUCCCGGAGUUGCUGUGCCGAGAGAUGCAGGAGGACUCCUCAGCCCAGGAGUACUGCCGGCUCAUCCAAUCGAACCAGCGAGAGGUGAAUUUCCGUGAAUAAUGACUUUGUGUCUGCUCAAUCACGCCAGAGGCUCGCUCACCACGCCUAUGUUCCUCCCUCACAGCCGUGCUGGAAGGCUGGCUUGGUUACCUCAGACGACAUUGGUGACGUCGUUACACACAGUAUUUUCUAGAAGUUCACUUAUAUACAUGGAAAAAACAUUGUAAAUAUAUGAAGUUCUUGUU
Portunus trituberculatus (swimming crab) is the source of this 2086-nucleotide messenger RNA. Its product is annotated as formin-2-like. Bases 15 to 1901 code for a protein of 628 amino acids. NCBI's taxonomy places the organism in Eukaryota, Metazoa, Arthropoda, Malacostraca, Decapoda, Portunidae. Gene Ontology annotation, molecular function: peptidase inhibitor activity; oxidoreductase activity, acting on a sulfur group of donors, disulfide as acceptor. The transcript is spliced from 8 exons. Gene Ontology annotation, cellular component: extracellular region. The record is from RefSeq and is a predicted model, not a curated record.